Messenger RNA from Paramecium pentaurelia, 699 nucleotides. Lineage: Eukaryota; Ciliophora; Oligohymenophorea; Peniculida; Parameciidae. The record is from the annotation of a GenBank genome assembly.
AGUAAAAUCUCAUAACAUGUUUCUAGGACAUUCCAAUGAGUGAAGAAUAACAAAGACAUAUAAUCAAUGGGGGGUUACUAAAAUGUGUAGAUAUGCAUGAUGGAUCAUGCUUGGUUGAUGCUUUGCUAAGGUUUGUAAAAAUUUGGAAUAAUUCAUAUAAAUAUUAUAUCCCUAUUCAUUUAAUACCCCUUUUAUUAUUUCAAAGAAAGAAACUAAGGCAGAAGUAAACUUUUAUCAAAUAAUUUAAAUAGUCCUGGCAAAACUUUGAAAUAAUUUCUUUUGGAAUUUUGUGGUUCUGUAUUUUUUGUUGCAGGAUACAUUUCAGCUUGCAAAUAUGUUUUCUGUAUAUUGAGAACUAUGGACUUUAAUAAUAGUAAUUAUUUCAAUUAGAUUUAAAAGGAAUAUCCUUAAGUCUUUCUGGAUUUUUUUCAGGUGUUUUUCUUUUUGCAGAAAAAUUAAAUAGAAGAGCUGAAAUAACUAUCUUUUUAGCACCUAAAUUUUUAGAAACUGUAUGGCAUAUGUUACAGAAAAGAAAUUUUGUAAUGAAAAUCGACUAUUGGGAAUAUUUUAUUUUUGGAAUUGCUAUGGGAAUAAUAAAUUAUUAUUAUAUCAAUAAUGUAAAAUAUUAUAAUAAUAUUAAUUUAGCCUAACCAAAUUAAAUACUCUUAUUUGUAAGUAUUCAAAAAAAUAUGGAAUUGA